Thecamonas trahens ATCC 50062 is the source of this 1216-nucleotide messenger RNA. RefSeq names its product ribosomal RNA assembly protein mis3. Gene Ontology annotation, cellular component: small-subunit processome; nucleolus. Lineage: Eukaryota; Apusomonadida; Apusomonadidae. Gene Ontology annotation, molecular function: RNA binding. The record is from RefSeq and is a predicted model, not a curated record. The transcript has 3 exons. The coding region runs from base 1 to 1200 and encodes 399 amino acids.
AUGAUCCCAGCCAUUCCAUCCCCGCUCGCUCCCCACCGCAUCAUCACGCUCCGCACCGGCAUCGACCACUGGAAGAUCGAUCCGUGGGAGGAGAAUGAGGGCAAGCCGCUGCUGGAAGAGUCAUCGUUUGCUACGCUUUAUCCUACAUACCGUGAGGCCUACCUUCGAGAGGUCUGGGCCCUCGUCACCCAAACGCUCGAGGCGUAUGGCAUCGGCUGUGUUCUGGACGUCAUCGAAGGCUCCAUGACCGUCUUUACCACCAUGAAGACCUCCGAUCCGUACAUCAUCAUCAAGGCCCGCGACUUUAUCAAGCUCCUUGCCCGCUCCGUCCCCUUUGAGGUUGCCAAGCGCGUGCUCGGCGACGACACCGCCUGCGACAUUGUCAAGAUCGGCAACCGCGUCCGCAACAAGGAGCGCUUCCUCAAGCGCCGGAAGCGCCUGAUCGGCCCGCAGGGUCAGACUCUCAAAGCGCUGGAGAUCCUUACAGAGUGCUACAUCCUCGUUCAGGGCAACACCGUUGCGCUCGUGGGUCCCUUCAAGGGCCUCAAGAUCGCCCGCCGCAUUGUCGAGGACACUUUCAACAACGUCCACCCCAUCUACAACAUCAAGAAGCUCAUGAUCAAGCGCGAACUUGCCGCCGAUCCGGCCCUCGCCGAGGAGUCGUGGGACCGCUUCCUGCCGCAGUUCAAGAAGAAAAACGUCAAGCGCCGCAAGCCGCACAAGGUCCGCGCCAAGGAUCCCAACGCCUACACUCCGUUCCCGCCUGCGCAGCUCCCGCGAAAGGUCGACAUUCAGCUCGAGACUGGCGAGUACCACCUCACAGAAUCUGAGCGCGCCCGCCGCGACAAGGCUGCAAAGGCCAAGGCCGCUGCUCAGGCUGCAGAGAACGCGGUCGCCCGCCGCAACAAGGACUUCAAGGCCCCCGACGAGUCGGCCCGCAAUGAUGCGGCCACCGCCGCGCCCUCGGCAUCCUCCUCCCGCUCCACCGUAGACAUCGUCGCCGCCAUCAAGAGUUCAUCCUCCAAGCGCAAGCGCGGCGACACCUCUGUCGGCGCAGACCUCGAGGCCUUGGAGGCCGAAGCCGCCCGUCCGUCCAAGAAGCACAAGUCCAAGGACAAGGCCAAGUCAAAGUCCAAGGACAAGUCAAAGUCCAAAGACAAGGCCAAGUCAAAGUCAAAGUCAAAGUCCAAGAAGGAGUAAAUCAUUCCCAUCCCUA